CAAGGAGCCAGUGAGAGGAGAAGGGUCCAGCCACUAGAACCGGGAAGAAAAGAAAGCAUCUGUGAAGCGGAGCAUUUGUGCAGCAAAAAAGUAUGACAAAAGAAGAAAAUAACGCAAGCGACCAGCUUGUUCCCUCAAGUAAGGAAGUGAAUGCGGCAGAUAAUUCAAGAUAUCGGAAAUGGGCACAGCUGGAUCGAAGUAGACGGUUGAAAGCAAGCGCCAGAGAACGAAAACGGCGACAUGUUUUGAACAACGCUUUGGAACUUUUACGGAAGAAGGUCCCGUGUGUUGAUCAAAACCCACAGAAACUUUCCAAAAUUGAAGUACUACGUAUGGCUAUCGACUACAUAGCCAUGUUAAGUUGUUAUUUGAAAGGAUCUCAGUCUGCAGCGAUGUUAGCGGGGCAGCUUCCACAAGUGGAAGUUGCAGCAUCCAUCACACCAAAUCGAAGCGGAACUCCUAGCGUUCUAAUGCACGACCAAGCGGUCACCAUUGUCGUCCCAAAAACUCUGGAUCAAUUUCAGAUGGGAGAUCACUAUGGUAUUAAAAGCUCAGAGCUGGACGUAUACCUGAAAGGCUUCCAAGACUUUGCUCACGAUUAAUGAAAAUUAUAUAACUUUAUAUCUGUGUAAAAAUCAAAUUUGUAGAUACCGCGUAAGUUUUUAUCUCUUUUUCUAUGAAAAUAAAAAGACUCAAAAGUUGGAUGGAAUUUUUAAAUUCUUUUAUACUACUGCCGUUGACUCUAAGUAAAAUGC
This is a messenger RNA of Pocillopora verrucosa, 755 nucleotides long. RefSeq names its product neurogenic differentiation factor 4. Gene Ontology annotation, biological process: positive regulation of transcription by RNA polymerase II; axon development; sensory organ development. Gene Ontology annotation, molecular function: protein dimerization activity; E-box binding; DNA-binding transcription factor activity, RNA polymerase II-specific. The record is from RefSeq and is a predicted model, not a curated record. Gene Ontology annotation, cellular component: nucleus. NCBI's taxonomy places the organism in Eukaryota, Metazoa, Cnidaria, Anthozoa, Scleractinia, Pocilloporidae.